This is a messenger RNA of Punctularia strigosozonata HHB-11173 SS5, 717 nucleotides long. RefSeq lists its product as uncharacterized. The transcript is spliced from 3 exons. NCBI's taxonomy places the organism in Eukaryota, Fungi, Basidiomycota, Agaricomycetes, Corticiales, Punctulariaceae. Bases 1 to 717 code for a protein of 238 amino acids. The record is from RefSeq and is a predicted model, not a curated record.
AUGCAAAACUCUCAGCGAGCGAUCACACCUCCUACUUACGAGGAAUACCUUCAAGCUUGGGACAUCCCACUCGCCCACGAUUUCUUGACGGCCACGGAAGUAUCCUCUGACCCUUGGCAUAUUCGAAACAUCAAUAACUCUCCUACCAUUGCCUCUCAAUAUCCGCAACUAGUAUCUCCCGCUCCCGUACAGGCGGCAACCAGCAUUUCGAACGCUCGUAACCUUGAAGCACCCUACCUUCACCGCCCUGCCCAGGCUCAGCCUUGGGAUACGCAACGUGUGGUAGGCGCCAUUGCACGCUUGCCCCUGAGCGUCGAAUCCAAUGGACUGACGUCGAGCGCUGAUAAACCGAGGACGUCAAUCGAUCAAGCACCGUUAUCUUCUCCUCGCCCUAUCUCCACGUCCUCGGGCGAUGACCAGCCCAAGCGUCAUCGGUGUGCAUUUCCGAACUGCACCAGGACGUUCAGCAGGCAAGCGGAUGCCGCACGCCACCACCGGCAGGUUCAUCAGAACAAGCGCGUCAACUGCUUGAUAUGCUCAGCCGACUUCCAACGGCCGUACCAGCUCACGAAACAUGAGCGGGAGAAUCAUACAAUCGACAAGCUUGAACCCCGAAAGGCCAAACCGUCUCGGCCCACGCGCACCUCGUCGCGCGCGAGACGAUUUCCAACGACGCGCUCGCUGGACCUGCCGCCAUUUCCACCAUCAGAGGUGUGA